Sciurus carolinensis (gray squirrel) is the source of this 2707-nucleotide messenger RNA. It is a transcript of the gene Slc22a31, whose product is annotated as solute carrier family 22 member 31. Gene Ontology annotation, molecular function: transmembrane transporter activity. The record is from RefSeq and is a predicted model, not a curated record. Lineage: Eukaryota; Metazoa; Chordata; Mammalia; Rodentia; Sciuridae. The transcript is spliced from 9 exons. Bases 26 to 1705 code for a protein of 559 amino acids. Gene Ontology annotation, cellular component: membrane. Gene Ontology annotation, biological process: transmembrane transport.
GCCGGUAGCCCGGCGCCCGGGAAGGAUGGAGCGCGAGGCGCAGUUGCUGUGCGCUGCAGGAGGCUUCGGCCGGGCUCGGCGCCUGCUGGCCGCCGCCUCGUGGCUGCCCUGCGUGGCACUGGGGCUGGCGCUGAGCUCCGAGCCGCUGCUCACCGCGCGGCCCGCGCACCACUGCCGGCCAGACCCGGCGUUACUGCCGCCCUCGCUGCGUGCCCUGCGCGGGCCGGCGCUGCUCCGUGCCAGCGUGCCGCGCUUGGGGCCCGCGCGCGCCCCGAGCCCAUGCCUGCUCCUGCGCUACCCGGUGCCUGGCGCCCGCCCGAGCUCCGCGCCAGCGCCCUCCGGCACGCGGCCCUGCACUCGCGGCUGGCUCUAUACGCUCCCCGCUGCCGGCCUGCUGCGCAGCCCCGUCACCCAGUGGGACCUGGUGUGUGAAGACAGCUGGAAGGUUCCACUGGAGCAGAUGUGCCACUUCCUGGGCUGGCUGCUGGGCUGUGUCCUUCUAGGUACAGGGUGUGACAGGUUUGGCCGCCGGGCUGUUUUUGUGGUCUCCCUGGUGCUGGCCACAGUCCUUGGAGCCAGUGAAGCCCUGGCUGCCAGCUUCUAUGCCCUCCUGGCCCUGCGGUUCCUCCACGGGGGCACCUUGGCAGGGGCCUUCCUUGCCCUUUAUGUGGCUCGCCUGGAGCUCUGUGACCCCCCACACCGCCUGGCCUUCUCCAUGGGGGCUGGCCUUUUCUCAGUGGUGGGCACCUUGCUGCUGCCUGGGCUGGCCAUGCUGGUGCAGGACUGGCGCCUUCUGCAGGGCCUGAGCGCCCUGGUGACUGGACUCUUGCUGCUCUUCUGGGGGUUCCCAGCCCUGUUCCCUGAGUCUCCCUGCUGGCUUCUGGCCACAGGGCAGGAGGCCCAAGCCAGCAGGAUCCUGUGGCACUUUGCGGAAGCUAGUGGCGUGAACCCUGAGGACAGCUCCUCAGAGGAGAACUCCCUGGCUACAGAGCUUGCUGUGCUGUCUGCAGGCAGCACGCAGCCCCAGUACCAUUCCAUCCUGGGGCUCCUGCAUACCCGCGCCACCUGGAGGAACGGGCUCAUCCUGGGAUUCAGCUCGCUGGUCGGUGGGGGCAUCAGGGCCAGUUUCCUCCGCAGCCUGGUGCCAAGCGAGCAGGCCUUCUACCUGCCCUACUUCGUGGAGGCCGGCCUGGAGGCCACCGCCAGUGUUCUCCUGAUCCUGACGGCCGAUCGCUGCGGACGGCGUCCUGUCCUGCUGCUGGGCACCAUGGUUGUAGGCCUGGCAUCCCUGCUGCUCCUUGCUGGGGCUCAGUACCUGCCAGGCUGGACCACGCUGUUCCUUUCUGUCCUGGGGCUCCUGGCCUCCCAGGCUGUAUCGGAGCUCAGUGUUCUGCUUGCAGCUGAGGUCUUCCCCACAGUGAUCAGGGGAGCCGGGGUAGGCCUGGUGCUGGGGGCCGGGUUCCUGGGCCGGGCUACUGCCCCGCUUACUGACAUUCAUGGCCGGCGGGGCUUCUUCCUGCAACACGUGGUCUUCACCUCCCUGGCCAUCCUCAUCCUACUCUGUGUCCUGCUGCUGCCUGAGACCCGUGGCCAGGAGCUGCCCCAGUCACUGGAGGAUGCUGACCGCCUACAACGCUCCCCACUCCUGCUUGGUUGUCCCCACCAGGACCACCUGCCUCUACUGCUGCCCUCUCAUUCGGAGUGAGCUGCCACAGCCCAGCAGCACUCCUGUCACUGGGUGGCCUCUGUGAGCCAAGAUGAGGGCCACAGCUGAGCAUCCAGAGGCUGGCCAGAGCUGCCACAGCCGGGCAGACACGUUCUUGCCAAGAUCACUGUCAGUGAAGGCAGGGAGGCUGUGGGCAGCAGGAGGGGGUCCUCACCAGGCCUCUUGCUCCUGGGGGGCUGACCUGGGUCUUGUCCAGGGGCAUGUCCACCAGGUGUGCAGGACAGAGGCAGCCAUGGAACAGGGCAUAUGCCCACUCUUCCUUAGGCUGCUCCCUGGGUGAGGCAGGACUGGCCUCUGGCCUCACCAGCAUGGCCAGAGCCAGGUUGGACCCUCUCACCUUCCUCUGCCCCAGCUGAUGAUAUGGGGGUGGGCGGCUCCCUGUGGGCACAGCCUGCCUGGCAGAGCCCUUUCUUGGGGACAGGGGCCAUGGUGCCCUCGUGGAUACUGUGGUGUUGGGCACUGAGUGCACUGGAUAAACUAGCAAGAUUUUAAUUCCGAUUCACCCAUGCGGCUCUUGCUUCCAUACAGAGGUGCAGGCCACCAAUGGGAGGCAAAGAUGGGGGUGACCCACUGAGGACAAUGAGCAGCUCUCCUCACUCCAGCAGGAGGGUGCCACCUCCCGCAGCUCACUCCACACUCCAGGUUCUGCCCCCAAAUCCAGUCCUGCCGUGGGAGAAAGAGGCCAGAGGAGGCGGGCCCUGGAGAGUCACCUUGCCAUGCACAAGCUACCAGGUGCCUGCUGGGCCUUCACAGGUACCGGUGUCCCCAGGAGAAUGUCCCCUCCCUGGCCAGGUGGCCACAUCCAAACAGCACAUCCCACUCAUGGCCUUGGCCCUCAUGGAUGCCCAUACAUGUCUGCCAGCCGGGCAAAGCGGGGCCCCCAGUCCCUGAGGUAGUCAUAGUCCUGGUCCUCGUCACCAAGGCUGGACAGGAUGGAACUCAGCGUCCCUGCCACAGAGCCGUCCCCCUCGUAGUCAUAUA